Messenger RNA from Dictyostelium discoideum AX4, 483 nucleotides. RefSeq lists its product as hypothetical. The coding region runs from base 1 to 483 and encodes 160 amino acids. NCBI's taxonomy places the organism in Eukaryota, Evosea, Eumycetozoa, Dictyosteliales, Dictyosteliaceae. The record is from RefSeq and is a predicted model, not a curated record. The transcript has 2 exons.
AUGAAAAUUUUUAAUUUUUUAGACAAAAGUGAAAAUCAAUUUAAAAAUACAAUUGAAAAUAAUACAAUUGUAAAAUCAAUUGGAUUUGAUAUAAAUCAAAUCAAUGCAACAGUUAAUUCAAUGGUUAACAAGGGUAGUAAUCAUGUUUUAUUGGUAAAAUGGGACAUUGAAGGAAUUAAAAUUAGAUUGGAUGAAAAUGAUCAAAAAAGAAAUAGUAUUGAAACUUUGAGGGCCUCUGUUACAAAUUUCAUUUCAACUCAUUCCGGAAAAGAUGUUGGUGAAAGUGGUGAAUCAGUUUACUCUUUCCAUUCACACAAGGAUAUGAUGGACUGUUUGUUACGUUUGAAGCGUGAAUAUGGUUGGUUAUGUUUCUCCGAUCGUGCUGAACAUGGCAUUCGUCAUCCAGUUGUUCAUUGGGUUGGAAUAAUGAAAAUGGAAAAUAGCCAUGAAAUUUUUGACAUGACCGAUUUCAACUAUUAUUAA